AUGGAGGGGCAGUCAUACGUGCAGUGGCAGCUGGAGUUCAACGAACAACAUCCGAUCAGCGGUUCGAAAUUUGCCACAUAUGGCAAUGGUCGGUAUGUGUUUCUACUCGGCAACAAGAGGACUAAUCGCGACGAUCGCAUACACUACUCACAAUUCGAUUUAGAAUGCAUCGACUUAUUCUUGAGUGUGAAAACGCGUUAUCUGCUGAAAGGGCUUCAGAUAAUGGAGGGUGGAAUGACUCCCAUGCCUGGUGGGGCAGCUGCUGGCCCGAAAUCGACUAGUAUGAUCUACAUUUGUGGAGAAUGUCAUUAUGAAAACGAAAUCCGUCCCAAGGACGCUAUUCGAUGUCGAGAGUGUGGCUACCGAAUCCUAUACAAGAAAAGGAGCAGGAAAUGUUAG
Messenger RNA from Ostertagia ostertagi, 399 nucleotides. The record is from the annotation of a GenBank genome assembly. NCBI's taxonomy places the organism in Eukaryota, Metazoa, Nematoda, Chromadorea, Rhabditida, Trichostrongylidae.